Molecule: messenger RNA, 4299 nt
Organism: Neltuma alba
Lineage: Eukaryota; Viridiplantae; Streptophyta; Magnoliopsida; Fabales; Fabaceae
Product: probable disease resistance protein At4g27220
Exons: 5
Coding region: 1-4299 (1432 amino acids)
Molecular function (GO): ADP binding
Source: RefSeq, a predicted model, not a curated record
AUGGCAGAAAUUGCAGGAUCAGUUAUUGCCAAACUCGUUGAAUAUUCGGUAGCUCCACUGGUACGUCAAGGACAGUACUUGUUUUGUGCAGGCAACAUCACAAAAACUCUUGAAACUGAAAAGCAGGAGCUUGCAUCAAGACAAGAUGGAAUUCAAGCGCGUGUUCAAGAAGCACUUAACAGAACUGAUAAAAUUCUUGAUGCUGUUGACAAGUGGUUAGGUGAAGUGAGGAGUCAUAUGGAUGAGGUGCAGAAAUUGGAGCAGCAAAUGAAGGAAAGCAAUAGUUGCUUUCAAGGAAGGUGUCCUACUUGGAGGAGAUAUCGAUUCUGUAGACAAAUGACAAAGAUGAUUGAGGCAACAAAGAAUCUCAAUCAAAGGAGUAAAUUUGAUUCCGUUUCUAUACCUGUUCCAAUCCCAGAUGUAGAGUACUUUGAUUCUAAGAAUUUUGAGUAUUUCCAGUCUACAAGGUUGGCUUUUGAUCAAUUGAUGGCAGCUCUCCGAGACUCUGGGGUUCGCAUGAUUGGAUUGUAUGGGAUGGGGGGCUCCGGCAAAACAACCUUGGUAACAGAAGUAGGCAAAGAAGCCAAGAAAUCAAACCUUUUUGAUCUAGUCAUAUUUACAACUGUGUCCCAAACUCCGAAUAUUAGAAAGAUUCAAGAUGAGAUUGCAGAUAUGUUCAACUUGAAAUUAGAUGAACAAAGUGAAGCAGGAAGAGCUAGACGUUUAUCGAUGAGACUGAGCAAUAGGGAAAGAAUUCUUAUAAUAUUCGAUGACGUAUGGGCUGGGAUCCAUUUGAAGGAUGUCGGUAUCCCUCUUGAGGAUUAUCGUGGUUGCAAGAUCCUUCUUACCACUCGGCGCCAACAAGUAUGCAGUUUGAUGGAUUGUGAAAGAAAGAUUCCCUUGCAUCUUUUAUCUGAUGAAGAAUCUUGGACAUUAUUCCAAAAACAUGCUCGUAAUGUUGAUGAAUCAUUGAGUAAUGUGGCACAAGGAAUUGUAAGGGAAUGCAAAGGACUUCCUAUUGCAAUUCAAGCCGUCGGAGCCUCCUUGAAAGGAAAGUCUGUAGCAGAAUGGAAGCAAGCGCUAAACAGAUUAAGGAAGUCAAAACCAAUUGAUGUGGAAGAAGGUGUCAGAGACGCUUUUCCUUGUCUUCAGUUGAGUUACGAUUAUUUAAGGAGCAAUGAAGCCAAGUCACUCUUCUUGACAUGCUGCAUGUAUCCAGAAGACGCAAAUAUCUUGAUUGAAGAUUUGUUCAGAAUCAUGAUAGGUUUGGACAUGUGUGAAGAAUUGAACUCUCUUGAAGAAGCAAGAAACAAAGUGGGCGCAUGUGUAAAUAUCCUUGUGGAUUCUUGUUUGCUAAUGCGUUCCGAGAAGUAUAAAGGCCGAUUGAGAAUGCAUGACGUAGUUCGUGAUGUAGCGUUGUGGAUAUCACGUCAAGAAAAUCGUAAUAUUGUAGUGAAUCUUGAGAAGGAUAUGAAGAUGGCAACAAAUGGGUCUAUAAAAGAUUGUUACGCAUUCACUUCUUGGUGCAAUGAAAAAUCUCAAUUUCCCCCACAAUUCGAUGCUCCAAAACUAGAGAUUUUGCUGCUAAAUGAUAUAGGUGAUGAACGUGAAUUAUCAGAAGCAAAUUUUGCAGGUAUGGGAUUGCUCAAGGUUUUGCAGAUUCAUUGUCCAUAUAAGGGCCUUGUAGGAUCCCGCUUGUUAUCAUUGCCACACUCUAUGAAUUUGCUAACUAAUCUACGAACCCUGAUCUUGCGAAACUAUCAAUUAGGUGAUGAUUUGUCAUGGGUGUUAGGCCUCAAAAGACUUGAAGUUCUUGACUUGAAAGAUAGUAGGUUUGAGGAUCUGCCACAAGGAUUGGAAGAGUUGAGUAAAUUGAAGCUGUUAGAUUUAGAUUAUAUUGGGGAGCAAAGUUUUAAGAUAAUAAAAAGAUGCACACAACUACAAGAGUUUUAUGUUCAGAAAAUCAGAACAACUUUAAGACCUGGUAAAUGUUUAUUGAAAGAUGCUGGUUUUCCUAGAUUGAAGAGAUAUAAACUUCAAAUUAUUAACAAGUAUAGUGUUAGUACAUUCAGUGGUGAUCAUCAACAUUUGAUGCAUUUUCAUUCCAAGGCUUUAUCCUUGCAAGAGUUAAAAAUCUCUGCCUUAAGUCCAUUUAUUAAAGAUCUUUUGCAACAAGCAGAAUUUGUUUGUUUGUAUAGAUGUGAUGUAGGUUGUAAAAAUAUUGUACCAGACUUUGUUCAAGUUGCAGGAGGGAUGAAUGAGUUGACCACAUCAUGCCUCCAGUUUUGUUCAGAUUUGGAAUGCCUUGUAGAUGCAACUUCUCAUGAAAUAGAAACUUGGCUCUUCCCAAAGGUAAUCAACUUAAGGUUGGAGUCUUUAGCGAACUUGAAAGUCAUUUGGUGUGGUCCCCCUCAGCUUUGCUUCUUUGAGAAAUUACAAGAGCUACAUAUAUCCCAUUGCCCUAAGCUGACUUCGCUAUUUCCAAAGUGUGUUGUGAGAGCUAUACUAUUGUUACAAAAGCUAAAUAUAAAUGGUUGCAGUGAACUGAAGAAUAUAAUAGAGGAGGAUGGCGAUGGUGCUAACAGUGAAAUUAUUUCAGCUUCGAACAAUAGUGCAUCUUUGGUGUUCUCAAAAUUGAAAAGUUUGACCAUCAUUGAUUGUGAUAAGUUAGAAUAUGUAUUCUCGAACUCUUGUGUACAAGGCCUUGAGCAGUUGGAGGAGGUGUGCAUUUCUGGGGCUUCUCAACUAAAAUAUGCUUUUGGUCAACAUGAAGAUGAGCAUCAAGAGGUUCAAAUCAAGCUUCCUGCUUUGAAAUCACUCGAACUCAAUGGCUUGAAAAAUUUGCUCAGCAUUUUUCCAAAAACCAUUCAUUCAAGUUGCCCACGUUUGAGAGAAAUGCAAUGCGUGAAAUGUCCCAAAUUCAAAGAUUCAUUUGUUAAUAUCACUGUUGGUUCAACUAUAAAUAUGGACAAUCAAUUGAAUAGUGGGAUUUCAGCUCCACUAUCAUUUCUCAAUUUAGAGAAACUUAAGGUCGAUGAUUGUAGUACGGAAGACAUUCUAUUUAGACUUGAAGAGGAUGUUUUGACUAAAAGGACUUCACAAAGCAAGUUAACGUCUUCCUUAAAUGCUCUGAAAUUGAAGAAUCUGCCCGAUCUAAAAUUUGUUUGGAGUGGUCCCAUGGAAAAAUUGAGCCUCCGAAAUCUUAGAGAAUUCAGAGUGAGUGGGUGCAACAAUUUGAAAACUAUUUUCUCCCCUGUAAUUCUUAAGCGCAUGCCACCAUUGAAAUGUCUUGAAAUAUCAGAUUGUGAUGAAUUAGAGGAAAUAGCAUCCAGUGCAGAGGUAGGAGAGCAACAUCAAAGCCCAUUGAAUUCUCCUCAUUCACCACAAAUAUGUUUUCCAAAUCUGAAAAGGCUUCGAGUUCAAAGAUGCAACAAGUUAAAAUGCCUAUUUUCAAUGGCCAUAGAUUGGAGUGAUUUUUCGGAGAAUGUAUUACCUAAUUUAAGGAGUUUGAUUCUAGGAGAAGUGCCAAGUCUCAAGGAUUUAUGUCACAAUUUAUCCUUUUCUAAUGAUUGUCUUCGCCAGCUGUUGUGUUCAAAACUGGAAGUAUUAGAAUUAGAAAGUCUCCCUGAGUUGUGGCUGAUAUGGGGAGCUCCUUCACAUAUUUCAAACCUUAUCCAUCUUCGAACAUUAGACCUGUAUAAUUGUAAGAAAUUGAAAUCCGUAUUUGGUGAGGGCAGCCCCGAAAGAAGCCUCCCAAUGUUAGAGACGCUCAUGAUACAGAGCUGUGAGGAGUUGGAGGUGAUUUUGACACAACAAGAUCACCAAUCAUUCCAAACUAGCUUUCCUAAAUUGAAAGAAUUGAUGGUGUACCAAUGCAACAAGCUUAAGUCUCUUUUCUCAACCUCCUCUGUCACCAUAUUGCCUCCACAUUUAUACUAUAUAGACAUAUCAGAAUGUGCAGAGUUAGAGCAGCUCUUUGAACGUAGGAGUGAACCCAACAGCAGUAGUGACAAUGUCAACAAAAUUGUGCUUCCAAAUUUUACAAACAUACUACUGAAGGAAUUGCCAAGUCUUGUUGAUAUCUGCAAAGGAUUUAAGUUAUCCGUAGAGAAUGGCGGAAUACUUGAAAUGAAGAAUUGCCCAAAAUUUUCUUCAGUUAUGGGAGCAACUGGGAGCAUGUGGAUUUCAAUAUUUACACAGAAAGUAGAGCCUCACGCCAACAACGGCAACCAACCGUUUCAUCAACUUCCAUAUUUCUAUCCAACAGCCCUGAAGCUUUCACUUCCUCCCAAAAUUUAG